Lottia gigantea (owl limpet) is the source of this 873-nucleotide messenger RNA. RefSeq lists its product as hypothetical. The coding region runs from base 1 to 873 and encodes 290 amino acids. The transcript has 2 exons. Lineage: Eukaryota; Metazoa; Mollusca; Gastropoda; Lottiidae. Gene Ontology annotation, cellular component: membrane. The record is from RefSeq and is a predicted model, not a curated record. Gene Ontology annotation, molecular function: acetylglucosaminyltransferase activity.
AUGGUGAAGCUCAAACGCAAUUUAAAAUAUUGUAACAUAUCAGUGAAGUAUUUUAAAUAUUUACUGGUGCUGUUGGUAGUUAUUUAUAUUUGGACUACAUUUUCUUUUCAUGGAAAUUCACGUUAUCUGAUUCCUCAGAUAGAAAAAAUCCAAAAAGAUCAUGUGUUGAACAUUCCUGUAAAUCAGAAUGACGAUGGAAUUAAUGGACUUUUGACGAAUAAAACGCCUUUGAAAGAAAACAAAUGGAAACCCUCUGUACAAGAAUAUUAUAAAAGUCAUUAUGGAAAUUGUCAAUUUUCAGUGGUAAAAGAGAAUAAAAUAAGUUGUAAAAACAUUCUAGAAACUGGUAGAGGUCUGAUUUUACCUCAAGACGAGAAAAGAUUGUGUAAUUUAACCAAAAUCAGUGAAUUAUUUCGUCAAAUUAAUGGGUAUGAUAAUAAAUAUAUUACCAAUGAGGAACUAGAUUUUCCAUUAGCCUUUGGAAUUCGACUCUGUGAUUCAGAAAAUCAAGUUGAACAAUUAUUACGAACUAUUUAUCGUCCACACAAUUUCUAUUGUUUACAUGUUGAUAAACAAAACUCCAGUACCAAAACAUAUCAACAUUUAAAAUCUAUAGCCAAAUGUUUUGAUAAUGUCAUUAUUUUAUCUCAAAUACGAACAGUGUAUGGUUCUAUUAAAUUGGUUUAUGCCGAUUUAUUGUGUAUGGAAAAAGCCUUAAAUUCAAAAGUCAACUGGAAAUAUCAUUUGAACAUGGCUGGAUCGGAAAUGCCCAUUAAAACUAAUCUUGAAAUAGUAAAAAUAUGUAAGAUAUUAAAAGGUAGAAACGGCCUUGAAAGUCAACCAAUGCCUGCCAGGAGUGCAUUGCGUUAUUGA